Messenger RNA from Talaromyces marneffei, 1596 nucleotides. RefSeq lists its product as uncharacterized. Gene Ontology annotation, molecular function: transmembrane transporter activity. The record is from RefSeq and is a predicted model, not a curated record. The coding region runs from base 1 to 1596 and encodes 531 amino acids. Lineage: Eukaryota; Fungi; Ascomycota; Eurotiomycetes; Eurotiales; Trichocomaceae. Gene Ontology annotation, biological process: transmembrane transport. The transcript has 7 exons.
AUGGAAACCAAGAGUAAAGACUCGGCUACAGCCAGAGUAUCUGACCUUCCUCUUUCAGACAAAGGAUAUGUCAUUCAAGAAAAACCUAUCUCCCUGACAGAGUCAAAAAGAGAGCUACAAACAGACGCAGGAUACACAUUGACCAAGCUAUCACAAGAUGAAAUACUAGUUGAAUUCUCAGAUCAAUCCACCGUGAACCCUCCAAAUUGGACUUCUAGAAAAAAACUGUACAACGCCGUCGUGGCAUUGUUCGUGGUAGUCAAUAGCGGUAUAUCAACAGCCCUUCCCAGCAAUGCCGUACCAUUCAUAAUGCAAGAAUUCGACCAAUCCGGCAACGCACUCAAAAAUUUACCAACCGCAUUAUUUCUAGUUGGGUAUAUGACCGGAUCCAUGGUGUUUAGCACAAUGAGUGAAACCAUUGGACGCAAGCCUGUUCUGUUAGGCACAUUCACGGUUUUUGUAUUGGCAACGCUGGCAUGCGCCUUUACCCCGAGUUGGGGAUUAUUCCUGGCUUCUAGGAUGAUAUGUGGUGUGGCUGGGGUUGCGUCGCAGACUGUUGUGGGUGGGUUGUAUGCGGAUAUGUUUUUUGAUGAGCGGACUCGAGGCCGUGCGAUGGUUUCGUAUAUGUCGGCUGCUAGUUUUGGCCCAAUCCUAGGACCGAUUAUUUCCGGAUGCUCUGUUCAAUAUGGUUGGAGAUGGACGUUUCGAAUUGAUUUGAUCUUGACGGGCACCACUUGGUUAGCUCUGUUGUUCACAUCCGAAACCUUCGGACCAGCCCUCUUGAAACAACAAGCGUCAAAACUCAGAAAGAAAUGGAGAAGCAAUCGAUACUUCUCUCGAGCAGAAUUGCGCUCUGACUCGACGUUCAGCACAACACAACUCAUCAUCCGACCCAUUACGAUGCUUAUUUUUGAACCUAUCAUUCUUUCGACUACAGUAUACAUUUCUCUUGCGUAUAGUCUGGUGUUCUUCUACUUUCAGGCAUAUCCCAUCAUUUUUGAGGGAAUCUUUGGCUUUGACGUCAAGUCAGCAUCUCUCACAUAUAUUCCAAUCGGCAUUGGCGCCUCCUCCUCCGGCCUCGUAACACUCUGCUAUGACAUGUACUACGAGAAAAACAAAAAACUCAGCAAAUCCUGGACCUCCAGCCCCGAACUGCACCGUCUCCCCUUAUCAUGCAUCUCCGGCCCUUGUCUCACAAUCAGCAUUUUCUGGCUCGCCUGGACCGCCAAGUCAAACAUUCAUUGGAUUGUACCCGUUGCCUCAGGCUUUGUGUUCGGGUUCGGAUAUCAAAUCAUCUUCACCUCACUGUUGACAUAUGUCACCGAUGCAUACAAAACAUACUCUGCGAGUGCCCUGGCAGCUUCGGUCAUUGUGAGAAGUAUUGCCGGCGCAUUUUUACCCUUUACCACAGCUCCGCUGUAUGACUCGUUGGGACCUUCGUGGGGGACUUCUGUGCUGGGGUUUGUCAGUUUGGCGUGCAUCCCGAUUCCGUUUGCGUUGCUGUAUUAUGGGGCUGAGAUUCGGAAGAAUAGCCCGUUUUGUCAGAAGCUUGUUGCUGAUGAGGAGAGGGAGAAUGCAGGUGCGCAGCAAGUUUGA